Monoraphidium neglectum is the source of this 441-nucleotide messenger RNA. RefSeq lists its product as hypothetical. Lineage: Eukaryota; Viridiplantae; Chlorophyta; Chlorophyceae; Sphaeropleales; Selenastraceae. Bases 1 to 441 code for a protein of 146 amino acids. The transcript is spliced from 4 exons. The record is from RefSeq and is a predicted model, not a curated record.
AUGAAGUUCGCCCAUUUCCUGGAGGAGAACAGGCGGGCGGAAUGGGCGGAGCACUAUGUUGACUACCGGCUGCUGAAAAAGCGGCUGAAGGCGGUGGGCGCCAGCCUGGACGGCGGCGGCGCACACAUGGAGCACUGGCCGACCAGCGCGUCGCUGAGCGUCGCGCGCGGCGGCAGCGAGGCGAGCCUGGCCGGCCUGGCUUCGGCGUCGACGCAGGAAGAGGCGUUUUUGGUCGCCCUCCAGCAGCAGAUCGCGCGGGUCGCCGCGUUCACGGAGCGCACCAGCGAGGCCCUCCGCGCGUCCCUGCGUGAGCUGCGGGCCGGCGCGCCCGCGCUCGCGCGCGCGGCGCCGGCGGCGCUGCGAGGGGAGGCGCGGCGGCUGGGGGACGAGGUGCUGGAGCUUGAGAGGUUCAUACAGCUCAACCAGGGUUCACAAGUGUGA